Molecule: messenger RNA, 792 nt
Organism: Heterocephalus glaber (naked mole-rat)
Lineage: Eukaryota; Metazoa; Chordata; Mammalia; Rodentia; Bathyergidae
Product: olfactory receptor 14I1-like
Biological process (GO): G protein-coupled receptor signaling pathway
Cellular component (GO): membrane
Molecular function (GO): olfactory receptor activity
Source: RefSeq, a predicted model, not a curated record
AUGGCUCUCCUAGACCUUGGCAGCAUCUCAGUUGUUGUUCCCAAGGCCAUAGUGAAUGCCAUGACAGGCAGUAAGACCAUAUCCCUGACAGAGUGUGCUGCAAAGAUUUUCCUAUAUACACUUUUUGCAGUGGUGGAGAUUGCCCUCCUGGUGAUCAUGUCCUAUGACUGUUACAUAGCCAUUUCCCACCCACUGCACUAUGGGCUUAUCAUCACUCCGAGUCUGUGCUCCCAGGCCACAGUUGGCUCCUGGGCCUCUGGUCUGGUCUACUCUGCUGUCCACACAGGAUCUCUGUUCAGGCUUCCAUUCACCAAGACCAAUGUGAUCCAGCAACAUUUCUGUGAAAUUCCUCAAAUUCUGAGGAUUUCAUCUUCAGAUGUCCAGUUUUCUGAAUUUGUACCUCUUGCUUUAAGCGUUUGCAUUGUCUCAGUGUGUUUUGCCUUUAUGUUAGUGUCAUAUGUUAAUAUAUUUUCAACUGUUCUUAAGACCUGUUCUGUGGAAUCCCGUAAUAAAGCCAUGUCCACCUGUACCCCACAGCUGACCAUUCUCCAUUUGUUUCUUAUCUAUGGGUCAGUGGCUGUCUUAGGUCCCAUUGCAAAGAAACCAUCCCUUAAGAAUCUGCUGACUGUCAUGUUCUACACCACGGUGCCCCCAUUUGCGAACCCCAUCUUCUACUGUCUAUGCAACAGGAAGAUCAGUGCUGCUCUGCAAAGAAUGUUCAAGAGAUUCCCUGACCAUUCAGUGAAAAAUUUCUUGACCAAAACCCAAACCUCAUCUAUCUUUGCAAAGUAG